AUGCCACCGGCCAGGACACAGGCCGAGCACGAACGACAAGAACAGCGGAACAAGCUCGCCAACUCAUACCAGUCCCUCCUCACCGAGUUCUCCUCCCAUGACCUCCAAUCAGUUGGCAAUUACACCCUCGGACGACUCAUCGGCAAAGGCAGCUUCGGCAAAGUCUACCUCGCAACCCACAAACUCACCAAUGGCUCCAAAGUCGUCCUCAAGUCAGCGAAGAAGGACGAUGCCAACCUCGCGCGCGAGAUCCACCACCACCGACAAUUCCUCCACCCACACAUCGCGCGACUGUACGAGGUGAUAGUGACAGAGAGCCUGGUAUGGCUGGUGCUGGAGUACUGUCCGGGGGAUGAGCUGUACAACCAUCUGCUGGAGCAUGGGCGGAUGGAGCCGGCGAAGGUGCAGAAGAUUUUCACGCAGCUAGUGGGCGCGGUGAGCUAUGUGCAUGGAAAGCAGUGUGUGCAUCGAGAUCUGAAGCUGGAGAAUAUUCUGCUGGACAAGCAUGGGAAUGUUAAGCUGGUGGACUUCGGCUUCACGAGGGAGUACCAGGGUAGUACGAGCUACUUGCAGACUUGGUGUGGAACAGUGUGCUAUUCGGCGCCGGAGAUGCUGAAGGGCGAGAAAUAUGCCGGGGAAAAGGUUGAUGUGUGGAGUUUGGGUAUCAUCCUGUAUGCGCUGCUAUGCGGAGAACUACCCUGGGAUGAGGACGAUGACGGAGCGACCAAGGCGCGGAUACUGAAGGAGGAGUUGGAAUACCCAGACCACAUACCCGAGGGUGCUGUGCAGCUCAUGAAGAAGCUGUUAUCGAAGCGGCCCUUAAUCCGGCCACCACUUUCGGAUGUGCUCAAGGAUCCUUGGCUGGCCGAGUUCGCACCGCAGCAGCAGGAGAUUCUCAAGGUCCAGCAGCCAGCUCCCUUCUCCACACAGCUCGAGAAAGACACGCUCCAGCGCAUGCGAAGUGCCGGUGUCGAUAUCGACAUGGUCAUCGAGCAGGUUCUAUCGCAGCGGUGCGAUGGUCUCGCGGGCUGGUGGGCACUACUGAUCGAGAAGGAGCAGCGGAAGGAGAAGCGACGAGAGCGGAAGCGCCGUGAUCGCGAAGCAGAGGCGAAGUCGAUCCGCCGGCUAAGCGCUGCUAGUGGCAGGCUUUUGUCUCUCGGCGGGAUCCACGAAGAUGAAGAGGGCAACGUCCUCGACUCACCCAGCGCGCGUGGCAGGCGAAUGACACGAGCGAACGGCAAUGCAGCUCAUGCCACGGAUCUACCCAAAGUAGCUGAAUCGAAGACGCCAACACCGGAACCAGCAGAGGGAGUUGAACCUCCUCCGAAGGAGCUCCCACGACAGGAGAGCCGAUCUCGAAGUCGACCGCCACCUCCGCCAAAAGACUACCACAUCACACCACCACGAAGACCACGAAAUGUGUCACGAGGUAGUGGCAGCAUGCUUCGGAACGUGACCACAAAUCCGGACCUCCUCAGUCCGACGUAUGUGCCACCUCCGCAGCGAAAGCGGCGCACCAUCAUGCAACAACCACUACGUGAGCAGAUCGCGUGGGUCAAGCACUGGUUUAAGGAUGGAGGCUACAAAAUCGGCAAGUCGCCGAACGAAGGAGCCAGGAAGGACGGCAAUCAUACGCCUCAACUUGGAGCCAAUGGACAGGCUGGAGUGUCACAUGGUGAGUUGCGAGAUCUCAAGCGGACGGCCACGGGCAACAUGAUCCUGCAACAGCAUCGAAAGGCAAGCAUCGGGCAAAGACCAGCCCUGGAAACUCGAGCCACAUUACCUGCUCGACCACGAGUAAACACCAACAGCACCGUCACCAGCAGCGGCAGCAUCCAGCGAAAACGACAAAGCCUCAGCCCGCACACCAUGACACCCCACUCCUCCAUCCGCCGCCCCUCCGCCGGCCUCCGCGGUCGCAAGUCCACCUCCAGCUCCGUCUCCUCCAUCCGCACAGCCUACCAGGGCACGCAUCAACACUCCCACUCCAAAGCCUCCAGCACGUCCAGCGCCUCCAUCGCCUCACCCUCAGGUCUGUCUUCGGCCUCUGGCUCCCGUCUCGGCCGCUCCCCGCACGCUUCGGUUAAAGUACUGCCGUCUACACCAACUGGCGGCGCCUUUCCAUCUGGUAUUCGCGUAUCCAGACGUCCUCCGCCGUCUGGGUUGGGCAGCUUACCGAGUUUCAACGAGGCGAGAGGGACGUUCACCUCCGUCCCCGGGUCGCCGGGCCUACCCGUCUUUGCGCGAAGGAAGCGAUCCGUCUUCAAAGGUCCCGGCCUCUCAGGCUCACCGUCCGGCUUCGCGCGCACGUCGAGUAGUCGACCCACCAGCGUCGGACCGCGGAAGAGCGGCGAGAUGAUCCCCGGAAUCACCGAAGAAGACGAAGAUGAAGAUAUGGAAGUAGAAGAAGUGGAUCAAUUCGGUCCGGAACUCGUGCUUUCUACUCACAUCAACGAUGCUGCGCGCGAGGAAAGCGAGGCGGUGUACACGGAGCCGGUGAGUCCGAUUAGUCCGCUUCCUCGCACACAGCAUGACGAGGUAGUGGGGAACGGGAGCGGAGUUGUUCCGUUGACGGCGGAGGCGCUGCGGGUUAAGGAGGAGGAGGAUGAGAGGGUGGAACGGCAGGCUAGUGGAACUGGUGUAUGA
Messenger RNA from Saxophila tyrrhenica, 2646 nucleotides. RefSeq lists its product as uncharacterized. Gene Ontology annotation, molecular function: ATP binding; protein kinase activity. The record is from RefSeq and is a predicted model, not a curated record. Lineage: Eukaryota; Fungi; Ascomycota; Dothideomycetes; Mycosphaerellales; Extremaceae. Bases 1 to 2646 code for a protein of 881 amino acids. The transcript is spliced from 2 exons. Gene Ontology annotation, biological process: protein phosphorylation.